Molecule: messenger RNA, 1894 nt
Organism: Mesocricetus auratus (golden hamster)
Lineage: Eukaryota; Metazoa; Chordata; Mammalia; Rodentia; Cricetidae
Gene: Dmac1
Product: distal membrane arm assembly component 1
Exons: 2
Coding region: 61-384 (107 amino acids)
Source: RefSeq, a predicted model, not a curated record
UCCGGCAGCCUUUUACGUCGGCCCGGAGAGAAGGCUUUGGCGCGCGCGCCCCGUCGCAGCAUGGGGUCCUCACUGUCGGGGAGUUCGGAGCGUCCCGGGGCUGCUCCCGCCGCCGCCCCCGCUAACCCUCCGGCGGAAGCCGCCGCACCGCCCUCCCCGGCGCAGGACGCGCCUUUCAAAAACUGCUGGAGCUGCCGCCUGCUGUCGGGGUCGGCGCUGCUGGGGGCGGGCGCCUACGUCUACUUGGUGGCCAGGAGGCCCAUGAAGCUGGGAAUCCCGCCGCAGCCGGGCAACAUCGCGCAGAUGGUCAUCGGCCUCAGUAUUGCCUGUUGGGGUGUAAUUAUCCUGACAGACCCCAAAGGGAAGGCCCACCGAGUUGUUUGAAAGCACCGGCGGUCUACUCGCGGUCUCCUGUCCCCGGGUGCACGGCAGGAAGAGCAAGCCUUGUGUGCGUGCAUUUUCUUUGCGCUCCUGGACUGGGGGAUGCGCUUCGCUAAGAGACAUACGAAGAAGACUGUGACCACAGGAACUGCCGUUUCUUUUGGCCCCCGGGUGUUCACGGUGUUGUAAAGGGACAAAUAAAUCCCACGAAAGCAAAAAAAUGGAUCUGUGUCUCGUCCAGGGAGGUUGUGGGCAGUUCAGAUUUUUACUGAGAGGGAACGGCUUUAAGAGAAUAAUAAAGGGGAGUAAAUGAUAGGCCAAUGGUGAAUCAAGCUGUUUCAUUAUUGUAGUAAGUAGAUCUUUUUGUGUUUGUUUUUGUUUUUCUCAUUGUACCGGUAGUUGUUGCCAGACUAACCCGGGAUAGGUAUGUGAAACUGAUUUGAAAGUUUUUCAUGGUUUUCAAAGGAGCCUCAACUCCUUCACCGAGUGAGAGCUGUUGAUUUUUAUUGAUUGGUAAACCUUAAGACAAUCCUGGUGGGAUUGCUUUAAAAUGAGCACAGUAAUGGAGCGAAAAGAUUUCCUUCCUGGUUCUGUGUUUCACAGCUAGGGUAAUUCCAAACAGGUGGGAGUUACAUUUAUCCACCAAAUAUCAAUGCAUUAUAAAAGUCAUGAAUAUCAAAAUAUUAAAAAUUCAGAAGAAAAUCUGUUGAUUGCUAUUUCCAUAGGCAUUAUAAAUAUUUUAGAUGGGAAUUGAGAUGAUUUAGAGAUAAAGGCUUAAAAACAGUUUAAGCCAUGGGUGCCUGUUGUCAGGCGUUGGUUUCUUGGCUUUUCUCUGAAAUACUGAGUUAUCUGUGCAAAGAUAUGUUUAGGUGGUCUUGAAGGUAGAAAGGUAUUAAAUUCAGUACCAAUUAGUAAAUUUUGAAUACAAUUAAAGUAUUUUACUUUAAUUUUUCACAAAUUUAUACAUACAUUUAAAAUAUUGUGAUCAUACUUCAUUAUCUUUUCAUCUUCUCUCUCUCUCUAGUGAUCCACUGAGUUUAAUUAGGAUCAUUUGCAUAAAUAUAGAUGGGAUUCUGAACUACACUAAUGAAGUGAAUUUUUUUGUUUAUUUUGUUUCUGGGUACAUCUGAAUUCUUUAUAGUAACUGUGUACAUUUAUUAAUGUUUUGGUUUUUUCAUGCUGACAUAAGUUGAACUUAACAUGGGAAGAGAAACCUCAGUUUAAAGGAGUACCUUUAUCAGACUGCCUGUGAGCAAAUCUCUGGGGCAUUUUCUAGAUUAAUGAUUAUGUGGGAGGGUCCAGCCCACUCUGGGUAAUACCACUUGUGGGCAGGUAGUCCUGGAGAGUGUAAGAAAGCAAGAUGAAUAAGCUAGGGGCAGCAAACCAGUAAGCAACACUCCUCCAAGGUCUCCACUGCAGCUCCGGCCUCCAGGUUCCUGCUCUGAGUUCCCAUGUUGACUUCACUGAAGAAGGUCUGUAACCUAUAAGCCAAAUAAACCCUUCCCUCCCUAAA